CUCAGGCUAGGAGUCUCCCACUCCUUGCUGCAGCGCUCAGGGAACACCCGACAGCUGGUUUGGGGGUGUGGGCUGCGAGUCACUGUGUUGCAGAGGAAAGAAAAGGCUUCUCUUCACCAGCCUCCCAGCCACUGUGGUAACCCCAGCAGGAAACUUGAAAUGUGCCUGGGGCGGGGCCAUGGUGCCCAGCCAGUGGUGGGGGAGACUGCAGAAGCCGCUUCUCUACCUGUGCUGCACCUCCUUCCUCCUGGGGCUGGCUUUGCUGGGCAUACGGCCGGACCUCGCCCCUGUUGCUUAUUUCUUUCUCGCCUUGGGUGGCUUCUUCAUGUUUGCCUGCCUCCUGGUCUGUUUUCUGGAGUGGGGCUUCCGAUCCAGGCAGACCGAGAGCCCGGGGGCCUCAGACGGUGCACGGGACAAUGAAGUCUUUGAGGUGCCAACCUAUGAAGAGGCCGUGGUGCUGGAAUCACAGUGCCACCCCCAAGAAUCGGAUCAACCACCCCCCUACUGCAGUGUUGUCAUCCCCCCAGGACUAGAGGAGGCACAGCCUAGCCACCCAGAGGGGCCGAGGAGAGCCAGACUGAAAAGGCGAGUGGUCUCAGAGGGGUCCAUGGCUGUGGGCGGGAGCCCUGGAAGAACCCCAAUUAGCCUUCGGCUGCGGGGAUUGCGAGUCAUGUCCACUGCUUCUGAUAUGCACAGCUUGGGUGUGCUCCCCAAGUUGGAGCCUCUGACUCCACCUCCCGCCUAUGAUGUCAGCUUUGGUCAGCCUGAUGAUGACAAUGUUUUCUAUGAAAAUAACUGGACGCCCCCAUAAGCGACUUUCCCAGGACACGCCAUCUCUCUGCACCAGACCCACCAUCCAUUUGGCCAACACUCCCCAGUGCCUGCUGCGUGUCUGGAAGCUUCCACCUGGACAUCCCCCAUGGGGACUGGAACCCAGAGGGGCACCAGGUGAUGGCCAGCCCUUCCCUGUUGAGUCGGGGUGGCCCACUCCGGGUCUUCAGGGAGCUUUCAGUGACCUACCCAGAGCCGACAGUUCCAGACUCAGAUGAAAAGGUGCAGUGAGAAGGUCCAGGGAACCUGGAGAAGAAAAGCAGCAGCUGAGGGACAGCUGAGUCGCUGCUGCUGCGGGGACUGUCUCCAGCCCGUCCCCUGGUGUCCCGGCCUGCGAGGACCGUUACCCCCAUUUGAAAAGCAAACGUCCCCGGGUUCAGGAAGACGCAACGCUUUGCACAGGGACCCGCUGCUAGUAAAGGAGCAUAAAAUGACUCGAGGGUCCCAGUGCCAGAGCCCCGUGUGCUCCCAGCACGAGGGGAGGGCAGCCGAGCCCGCACG
Molecule: messenger RNA, 1332 nt
Organism: Talpa occidentalis (Iberian mole)
Lineage: Eukaryota; Metazoa; Chordata; Mammalia; Eulipotyphla; Talpidae
Gene: TMEM139
Product: transmembrane protein 139
Exons: 4
Coding region: 179-811 (210 amino acids)
Source: RefSeq, a predicted model, not a curated record